AUGUAGGGCACAAGUACCGCAUCAGAAGAAGAGUGCAGUCAUGCAGAUGCCAAAAGUAAUAUUCAUUCCCUGUGCAAGAUCACAUCGAUUUGAGCGACGGGAGAUCGAAGUUUUUGAAGAAGUCAAGGUUGGUAGAAGUGUAGCCAGAUGUAAGACAUCCCCUGACAAUGCCAUAUUCGAUUGUAAAGUUCUCUCCCGAAGUCAUGCUGUUUUGUGGUACCAGGAUGGAUCGAUCUGGAUAAAAGACACUGCGAGCAGUAACGGAACCUUCAUCAACAACACACGACUAUCACGCGGCGGCGAGGAAAGCGAACCGUUCAGAAUAAGCUCAGGGGACGAGAUUCAGUUUGGGGUUGAUGUUAUGGAAGCGAAGAAGAAGGACGGUGGAAAUCCCAUUACUCACGGGUGUAUCAUCGCAAAAGCAACUGUCAUCAUACCAGACGUGAUGUUACCUAAUCCUAACUAUGUUAUCAACAAUCCAAUGUUAAAUUCACGAUCGCUGUCUUCCAGCUCAGAGACCUUGAACAACAUCGACGAAGAUCAAGAUAUUUUAGAAUUACACGCUGCCAUAAAGAAUGCAGUUAACAGAGAGAAUCUGUUGCACACACGAUUACAAGAGUUAGAGGGUAGAUUAGGAAUAGCUAUUGAAGCUGCAGAAUUAGGCUGGCAAGCUCUUAUAAAAGAAGAUAAAUUAUUGGCUCGUAUCGAGCUUCUUGAGAAUCAACUUGAAAUAUUUACUAGAAACCCAACAGAAGAUCAGAACAAAAUAAUCCAGCUUGAAAAUGAGAAACAUGACUAUCAGAUCCACGCAAAGGACAGUUUGCGGGCAAUCUGCCUCGAAAAGUCUGACGUUGGCCGAAAAUGUGCCGAUUUAGAAAACCUUUUAACCACUGCUAGAAUCGAAGUUAGCCAUCACAAGAAUCUUCACGAAUCGACGCAAGCUGAGCUUAUCAAAGUUCAAGACGAGCUUCGAAAGAGAACGACUGAAUUAGAAACAAAGGAAGCAGAAUUCAAGAAUUCUCUUGAAACAACUGAAGUAGAGCACAAGGAGGCUAUGGAGGAGCUCAACAAGAAGCUUGAGGAAAUGACCCAGAGUAAUACCGAACUUAAGGAGCAGAGGAGCGAGCUGGAGAAGCAACUCGAAGAUGUUGCUCAAGUUCACGAAGCGCAGAUCACUUCGUUACAAAGCGAUGUCGACACUUUAAAGACUAGCUUAGAGUCUGCCGAUGAGAAGAAGGCUGAGCUCGAGGCAGUGGUCGAGAAGAAUGAAUUCCUGAAAAACGAGAAUUAUCGAUUAGAAGAAGAGCUUAUCAAACUUCGCGAGGAGGUAGAGGCUGGAACUGCAUCAUCGCCCAAUACGACUGUGGUUGUGGAAACUGAAACCAAAACAACCUCUUGUGAGGUCUCGGUUGACAUACAAUUCAGCGAGGCUUCCACUAACACUGAGCCCAAUGCACGUGAUCCUGGCAGCAGAGAACUGUCUAAUGAGGAUCAAGAAAACCAAAUGAACACCGUCAACAUCAAAGACUCAAUGUCUCAAACAGAGAAAUGGUUCGACGCUAUUUCUCCGUCGUCUUCCAAAUCGGAUAUAUUCUCUUCCUCAUUUACCGCUGGGGACAAGAGAUAUCGAUCUCUAAGACAAGGAAGAAGGGAGGGUCCACGACCGUGGUCAAAUUCUAACGCUUUUGAGGGGUCUAUCGCUCACGCCAUGGCGCUAAUCGAAUCUCUUGAUGAUAUCAAAAGUUCUUGCGUAAAGUUCCGAGAAGAAACAGAAAGGGACGGGGACGAUGUUGAGUUGAGUUUAGGCAGUGCAUCAGAGGAGUUGUCAGUGACAGAUGACUCUAAAUCUGACUCUAAACCCGACAUCAACACGACCAUCUCACCCCCUCCUAAGAGACGCAACUCUUACCGAGAGGCUUGCGAAGAGGAAGAGUUAGACACGAUGGGUACGACCACACUUCGUGUAGAUGAUCCAUUUGAUGACACGAGUGAGGCAGAUGAGCAGUAUGAGUUGGCUCCUGAAGAUCACCCUGGCGCUUCCUCCUCUAGUGUCAUUCUUAACAAAGGGAGCGCGGUGGUGCCGAGGCCUCCUCCAAGAUCACAUAGGAAGGUUGAAUCUGCAAGUUCGUCUCCAAGACCAGACCAGUGCGAGAGUCCAAUUAAUCGGCAAGGUAAUGGGAUGGAGAGUCGGCUGCAAUAUUACCAGGAAGCUCUGGAGUCAGGGGAAUAUCCAGCGCUGGUUUGUUCUCUACUAGAAUUCGGAGCUGAUCACUGGCACACCCUGAGCAUCUGCUGGCACCUCGCUACCACCUUCUCUCACUCUCAUCUCCGAUCAUGUGACCUGAGGGUGUCCCGCGGACUCCCCACCUUGACCUUGCCAGAUUUGGGUGCAAGUGCAGAGCACCUCAGAGCGAGCUCUCAAGAUCUUGUGGCCGCCAGGGACAAGGCUGGAAUAUUGGAGAAGGAUCUAGAAUCAAAACAGCAGGAACUGGAUGGCAUCACCACCAAGUUAUCAGAAUUGAAGUCACGAGUAGAUGAGUUGGAGUCAGCUGAGAAGGACCACCUAGAGAAACUAGAUGACAGGAAAGCAGAGAUUGACAGCUUGAAACGCGAGAUAUCUCGGCUGAAGACUGUCGAGGAAGAGCACGAGCGAUUAAAAGCAGAGAAUGCUAGACAGUCGGAGGAGACAGCCAGGAAGAACGAGGUAGCCACUCUUAAUGCCACCAUUACCACCCGGGAUAACGAGAUAUCCAUCCUCAAGAAACAAGUCGACGAUUUUGAAAAGGCUAAUUCCGUCUCGAAAAAGGUCCUCAAAACCCUUCAGGUCGACGUCGAUGAGCUUGAAGCUCGAUUAGCGAAGAAAGACAAUGAAAAAGCAGAACUCACCCGGUCCUUCUCAGAAGAUUUUGAAGCAGAAUUGGAGAAAGAGAGAGCCAGACACGACGCUGAGUUACAGAAACAGGUCGGAGAUAUUGAAGCUAAGUUGAAUGAGAAAGAGAAACAACUGGAAGCUCUGAUCGCUGAGCUGAACGAGGCUAAAGCCGAGCAAGAAAACUCAUCACGAAUGGAGAGUGAGUUGGACACGCUGCAGAAACAAAUCGAGAGUCUGACCGGCCGACCUACUUCUGAAGAUAUGGCCGAGGUAGAAUCGCAGCUCGCUGCAAUGACGGAAGCUCUGGAGAAGAAGGAGGAUGAGCUGAUCGAAAUGACCGCCAUGCACAACAUUACUAUCCGCGACAAUAAAGACCAGCUGGAAACUUUGGAAGCUGAAGUGUUGAGAUUGAGCGAUGCACUGAAGGAUGCAAAUGGUGCCAAAGAAUCUUUCGAGGAUGAAAAUGAGGAGCUGGAGAAAGAGCUUGCUGCUGCCAAACAAGAUGCCGAACAGAAAGUAUCUGAACUGCGUGAACAGCUAAACCUGGAAACAAACGAGGCUAAAACCGCGGCCAAAACCGCGGCAGACCAAUGUCUGAGUUUAUCCUCGGAAGUUGAACUCCUGACUAAGGAGCUCGCUGUUUCCAAGGAAGAUGCCGAACAGGAACUAGCUGAACUGCAUGAGCAGCUAAACCUGGAAUCAGACAAGACUAAAAUUGCGGCAGACAGUUGUCUGAGUUUAUCCUCGGAAGUUGAACUUCUGACAAAGGAGCUCGCUGUUUCCAAAGAAGAUUGUGAGAACCUUCUCACUAAAAACAAAGCUGCUAGUGAAUUCAUCGUAGAGCUCCAAAAUGACUUGAAGGCAGCAGAUGAAGAAAAAACUUCCCUCGAGCAUGAACAUGACAAGUUGAAAGAGCAGCUUGCAGCUGUUCAACUUGAGGCCAGCGAAAAGUCAAAUGCUCUAGAAGCUACUAUUGCUGCCCUGCAGACCGAGCUUAACAACAUGAAGAACAGCCAAGUCUCUGCCAUAUCAGAUGCUGAGUCGGAGAUUUCAGAAAAAUCCGAGGAGCUAGCAGUAGUUCAAUCGGAAAACGAAUCCCUGGAAGCCGAGAAAGAAAUUCUCAUGGUUGAAAAGGAAGAAAAAUCAGAGCUGCUAGCAGCUGCUCUGUCCGAUAACGAAUCCUUGGAAUCCGAGAAGGAUGUUAUCCUGGGUGAAAAAGAAAACCUAGAAUCCGCCAGUGCCGAACUGCAGUCUGAGGUAGAAACUUACAAGAAAGAUCUUGAAGCCCUGGCAGAAUCACACCACAAUCUCCAGCUUCAGAUCCAAUCGCUUCAAGGUGAUCACAGUAAGCUGAACGAGGAUCUGGUCACUCUCCAGGAACAACUUGCUAAAGCUUCCUCCGAGAGGGACGCCGCCCUGACAGAGCUGGACUCGGCCAGGGAGGAGAUGAACCUCAAGAUCGAGGAAGAAGUGCUGAAGAAAUCUGCUGAGAUCGUGGUUGAACAGGAGCAGGUUAAGACCUUGACCUCGAGCCUGAGCGAAUAUGAGGGCCAGAUUGCUGGCUACAAGUCCAAGCUGGAGGAAAUGCAAAAAUUGGCCGAUCAGCUUGAUUCUGUGAACGCUGAACUGACCAAAUCUCAAGCCGAAGCUAACUCCAUUCGACAAAAGUAUGACGAAUUAGACGGAGAGUUUAAGGUCAAGGACUCUUUGAUCAAGUCGACAAAAGAUUAUAAUGACGAUCUCAUGAAGCAAUUGUCAGAGGCUAAACAGAGUGGCGACAAAUUACAAAAAUCGUUGAAUAAUUACGAGAAUUCCCAAAAAACGCGGGAAGGCAAAGCCGAGCGAACGAUCAGCAAGAAUGAAAAAGAACUUAAAGAUCUGAAGGCUGCUCUGAACAAAGCCACCAAAGAGGCUGUCUCCAACCAGAAGGAAACUAAGCGCAGCAAAGAUCAGCUGCUGAACGUGAAGGCAAACCUGAAGGAGACCCAAGAUAAGCUGACCAGGAUCUCGAAAGAGAAAAAGACUCUGCAAGUCCAGCUGAACACUCCACCCACCACCCCCUCCCCUCCCCCUGCCACCGUCACUGAAAACGGAGACAUCCAGAGCUUAGAUAAGAUUAAGUCUCUGGAGAACCAGAUAAAAGACCUAAAGAAACAGAAGGAAUCUAAGAAGGCUUUAGCGGAACCAUCACCGAAGGAGCAGUCUCAAACGGGCGUAAUGAUGGGAGCCAUUGGUCUGGCGGGGGUCAGCAGUGCACUCAGUGCUUACAUCGCCACUCUCUACGGUUGCUAAGCAACUUAUUUCAGCUACUCCUCCUUUCCCCAUUUUUAUCCACCAAAUUAGAUGUAAUAACUUAUAUUUUAAAAUUAAAGGUGUUUCUGCUUACUUUUUGUUUGUUAUUGAGCGCUGUGGCCUUUUUCUAUCGAAACCGCCCGACGAUGUCUGAGAGCGGUCGAGAUAUUAAUUCUCCAUCCAAUAAUAUGCUUCUAGUUUAAAGUAUUAGAGGUAUUUGUUUACUAUAAAGCUGACAAAUUGAGUGGAGACGAUUCUCUCUGAGUCUGACCCUUUUAUCAGCCAUCUCGUUUAGUUGUCACUGUUUUAAAUGGUGCGGCCAACGUCUCAUAUUUUUCGAUUACUACUAAAUACGACAUUUGAUAUGUGGGUUAUAUAGCUAAUCAUCGUAGCUCAGUUACAGUUUCUCUAUUUUUAAUAAGAAGAUAUGGUUCAUUAAAUCUGAUUCACCGACGAGAAAUGAAUUUCGUGCUCAACUAGCCACAGUUGAUGCACCGAAUUCUACAUUAUUACUUCAAGUUUUGUUAAGAAGAUUGAGAAAUUGAACUGUUAAUUUUGUUUUGAUUGUAAUUGUUCUUUAAUUCAAUUUAAUAAA
Molecule: messenger RNA, 5759 nt
Organism: Bolinopsis microptera
Lineage: Eukaryota; Metazoa; Ctenophora; Tentaculata; Lobata; Bolinopsidae
Product: myosin-2 heavy chain-like
Exons: 33
Coding region: 41-5164 (1707 amino acids)
Molecular function (GO): protein binding
Source: RefSeq, a predicted model, not a curated record